Carya illinoinensis is the source of this 1423-nucleotide messenger RNA. Its product is annotated as B2 protein-like. Gene Ontology annotation, biological process: response to endoplasmic reticulum stress. The record is from RefSeq and is a predicted model, not a curated record. Lineage: Eukaryota; Viridiplantae; Streptophyta; Magnoliopsida; Fagales; Juglandaceae. The coding region runs from base 169 to 1077 and encodes 302 amino acids. The transcript is spliced from 6 exons.
UCUCUCUCAAGUCGUGUCUUUCGGUUUUCAACUUUUCAUAGCCAAUCGGUAACCAGAUAGAUAAAAUCAUAAAGGCCUACAGAGGCGCUCUCUCUCUCUCUCUCUCUCUCUCUCUCUCCUCUGCCGCCCCUGGAUCCUCAAACCUAGGGCUCUGAGGUAUCUCCCGCCAUGGAGAGCAUACAGAACUUUUGGCAGUUGUCCUCUGAGCUUCGAGGACAAUCGAAAGCAUCAGAGGAUCACAGAUGGUCAAUGGUUGCUUCUAAGUUGGCUGAGCAGACCAGGUCAAAGGGUGAGCGCAUGAAUAACCUUGAUCUCUGCAAGGGCCCAGCUGAUAUAAGAACAAGGGAGAAAGUUGGGUUCCAGGAAGAAAACAAAUUUGAAAGCUUCAACUUCAAUAUGCUGAAUUUGGACUCUAAAUUCAUUGAAAAUGUGAGCAAAAGUUCCUUCAGGAAUGGUAUUUAUGACAUGAAUGCAGUGUACCAGAAAAACAAUGCAAACCUUGUGGGAAACAUGAUGGCCACAAAGUAUAAUGGCAAUAUUCACGGGAAUAAAGGUUCCAACGACACUGGCUGCAACAACAUCAAUGAAAAUGCCAACACCAACAAUGCAGUUGACAAAAGGUUCAAGACCUUGCCAGCAACAGAGACACUCCCACGCAAUGAGGUGCUGGGAGGAUACAUCUUUGUGUGUAAUAACGAUACAAUGCAGGAAGAUUUGAAGCGACAGUUAUUUGGUUUACCUCCAAGAUAUCGGGAUUCGGUACGGGCAAUCACCCCAGGCUUACCACUGUUUCUGUAUAAUUAUACUACCCACCAGUUGCAUGGAAUCUUUGAGGCAACAACUUUUGGGGGAUCUAACAUUGAUCCAACUGCUUGGGAAGAUAAGAAAUGUAAAGGCGAGUCAAGGUUUCCUGCUCAGGUAAGAAUCCGUGUUAGGAAACUCUGCAAGGCUUUGGAAGAAGAUGCCUUCAGGCCGGUCUUGCACCACUAUGAUGGUCCCAAAUUCCGUCUUGAGCUCUCAGUUCCCGAGACCCUGGCUCUCUUAGACCUCUGUGAGCAAGAAGGCUCAGCAGCAUAAGCAAAAUGCGAGCAGAAUUACGCAAUGUUGUAGGUUUUGUGGUGCAUGUCAAUUGUGUUCUUUUUGCAGAUUUUCCAGAGCGUAAGCUUGGGGAGUAUGGUUGGGCAAAAUGUUCUUGAAGAAGCAGGGAAACGUGCAGCUUAAUAAAAAAAAGUCUUGUAUCUCGUCAAGAUGGCUCUUUAAGUUGUUGCAUAAUUUACAGCAUUAUAAUGUUACAGACACAGUUGCAAGAUGUAAAAGAGAACAACCUUUGUGUGUAAUGCUGAAGUCCACUAAAUAGGAAGGACUUGAUGUGUAACUUUGUUUGCCAUUCGUGCUUGUAAGUUAUAAACAGACUUCCGUAAAA